AUGCCGGAGGGCUCCGUGCUGGGCUGGGGGAGUGGGGAAGGCCAGGGCCAGAUUCUGCAGCGCUUUCCCGAGAAGGACUGGGAGGACAACCCGUUCCCCCAGGGCAUUGAGCUGUUCUGUCAGCCCAGCGGGUGGCAGCUGUGUCCCGAGAGGAAUCCGCCAACCUUCUUUGUUGCUGUCCUCACUGAUAUCAACUCUGAGCGGCACUACUGCGCCUGCUUGACCUUCUGGGAGCCAGCGGAGCCCGCUCAGGAGGCAGCUUGCACCGAGGAAGCCGCAGAGAGGGAAGAGGCGGCAGACGAGGGAGGCCGGGCAUGCUUGUCACCCUCAGCGCUUGCCCCAUCUGCCCAGCUGUUUGCUCCAAAGACACUGGUGCUGGUGUCACGACUGGACCACACGGAGGUGUUCAGGAACAGCCUUGGUCUCAUCUACGCCAUCCACGUGGAGGGACUCAAUGUGUGCCUGGAGAAUGUGAUUGGGAACUUGCUGACAUGCACUGUGCCGUUGGCUGGUGGCUCACAGCUGGACUCUGUUGAGGAAGGAGCGAGAACCAUCUCUUUGGGGGCCGGUGACCGGCAGGUCAUCCAGACCCCGCUGGCCGACUCGCUGCCCGUCAGCCGCUGCAGUGUGGCCCUGCUCUUCCGCCAGCUGGGCAUUACCAACGUGCUGUCCUUGUUCUGUGCCGCCCUCACGGAGCACAAGGUCCUCUUCCUGUCCCGGAGCUACCAGCGGCUUGCAGAUGCCUGCAGGGGCCUCCUGGCACUGCUGUUCCCGCUCAGAUACAGCUUCACCUAUGUGCCCAUCCUGCCGGCCCAGCUGCUGGAAGUCCUCAGCACACCCACGCCCUUCGUCAUCGGGGUCAACGCGGCCUUCCAGGCAGAGACCCAAGAGCUGCUGGACGUGAUUAUUGCUGAUCUGGAUGGUGGGACGGUGACUGUCCCCGAGUGUGUGCACAUCCCACCCCUGCCGGAGCCGCUGCAGAGCCAGACGCACAGCAUUCUGAGCAUGGUCCUGGAUCCAGAGCUGGAGUUGGCUGAUCUUGCCUUCCCUCCACCCAUGACGUCCAGCCCCUCCCUGAAGAUGCAGGACAAGGAGCUGCGUGCCGUCUUCCUGCGGCUCUUUGCCCAGCUCCUGCAGGGCUACCGCUGGUGCCUGCAUAUCGUGCGCAUCCACCCGGAGCCCGUCAUCCGCUUCCACAAGGCAGCCUUCCUGGGCCAGCGUGGGCUGGUGGAGGAUGACUUCCUGAUGAAAGUGCUGGAGGGCAUGGCCUUUGCUGGCUUUGUGUCGGAGCGUGGUGUCCCCUACCGCUCCACAGACCUGUUUGAUGAGCUGGUGGCCCACGAGGUGGCGCGGAUGCGGGCAGAUGAGAACCACCCCCAGCGUGUCCUGCGUCAUGUCCAGGAACUGGCAGAGCAGCUCUACAAGAAUGAGAACCCAUACCCAGCUGUGGCGAUGCACAAAGUGCAGAGGCCCGGCGAGGCCAGUCACCUGAGACGGGUGCCCCGGCCCUUCCCUCGGCUGGAUGAGGGCACUGUGCAGUGGAUCGUGGACCAGGCUGCGGCCAAGAUGCAGGGCGCACCACCAGCAGUGAAGGCUGAGAGGAGGACCACGGUGCCCUCAGGGCCCCCCAUGACUGCCAUCCUGGAGCGGUCCAGUGGGCUGCAUAUCAACAGCGCCCGCCGGCUGGAGGUUGUGCGCAACUGCAUUUCUUAUGUGUUUGAGGGGAAGAUGCUUGAGGCCAAGAAGCUGCUCCCAGCCGUGCUGAGGGCCCUGAAGGGGCGAGCUGCUCGCCGCUGCCUCGCCCAAGAGCUGCACCUGCAUGUGCAGCAGAACCGUGCAGUCCUUGACCACCAGCAGUUUGACUUUGUGGUCCGUAUGAUGAACUGCUGCCUGCAGGACUGCACCUCCCUGGACGAGCAUGGCAUUGCAGCUGCUCUGUUGCCCCUGGUCACAGCCUUCUGCAGGAAGCUGAGCCCGGGGGUGACGCAGUUUGCAUACAGCUGUGUGCAAGAGCACGUGGUGUGGAGCACCCCGCAAUUCUGGGAGGCCAUGUUCUACGGGGACGUGCAGACCCACAUCCGGGCCCUCUACCUGGAGCCUGCUGAGGACCGGGACCCCAGCCAGGAAGCCGGGGAGGUGCCAUCCCAGGAGGACGAGCGCUCUGCCCUGGACGUGGCUUCCGAGCAGCGGCGCCUGUGGCCGACCCUGACCCGUGAGAAGCAGCAGGAGCUGGUGCAGAAGGAGGAGAGUACGGUGUUCAGCCAGGCCAUCCACUACGCCAACCGCAUGAGCUACCUCCUGUUGCCCCUGGACAGCAGCAAGAGCCGUCUGCUGCGGGAGCGUGCGGGUCUGGGGGACCUGGAGAGCGCCAGCAAUAGCCUGGUCACCAGCAGCAUGGCGGGCAGUGUGGCUGAGAGCUAUGAUACGGAGAGCGGCUUCGAGGAUGCAGAGACCUGCGACGUGGCUGGGGCCGUGGUCCGCUUCAUCAACCGCUUUGUGGAUAAGGUCUGCACCGAGAGUGGGGUCACCAGCGACCACCUCAAGGGGCUGCAUGUCAUGGUGCCAGACAUCGUCCAGAUGCACAUUGAGACCCUGGAGGCUGUGUACCGAGAGAGCAAGAGGCUGCCCCCCAUCCAGAAGCCCAAACUGCUGCGGCCGCGCCUGCUGCCUGGUGAGGAGUGUGUGCUGGAUGGCCUGCGUGUCUAUCUGCUGCCGGACGGGCGUGAGGAGGGCUCCGGGGGCUCCGUGGGGGGCCCCGCAUUGCUCCCGGCUGAGGGCGCUGUCUUCCUCACUACAUACCGGGUCAUCUUCACGGGCAUGCCCACCGACCCCCUGGUGGGGGAACAGGUGGUGGUCCGUUCCUUCCCGGUGGCGGCGCUGACCAAGGAGAAGCGCAUCAGCGUCCAGACCCCUGUGGACCAGUCCCUGCAGGAUGGGCUGCAGCUGCGCUCCUGCACGUUCCAGUUGCUGAAAAUGGCCUUCGACGAGGAAGUGGGGUCCGACAGUGCGGAGCUCUUCCGCAAGCAGCUGCACAAGCUACGGUACCCUCCAGAUGUCAGGGGCACCUUUGCUUUUACCCUGGGCUCUGCCCACACACCUGGCCGGCCGCCCCGGGCCACCAAGGACAAGGCUCCUUCUCUCAAAACCCUGUCCCGGAACCUGGUGAAGAACGCCAAGAAGACCAUUGUGCGGCAGCAUGUCACUCGGAAGAAGUACAACCCGCCCAGCUGGGAUCACCGGGGCCAGCUGCCCCCGGAGGACCAGGAGGACGAGAUCUCAGUGUCAGAAGAGCUGGAGCCCAGCACGCUGACCCCGGCCGCAGCCCUGAAGCCCUCAGACCGCAUGACCAUGAGCAGCCUGGUGGAGCGGGCAUGCUGCCGUGACUACCAGCGCCUGGGCCUUGGUACCCUGAGCAGCAGCCUGAGCCGGGCCAAGUCGGAGCUGUUCCGCGUCUCCCCAGUGAACCGCAUGUAUGCCAUCUGCCGCAGCUACCCGGGGCUGCUGAUUGUACCCCAGAGCGUCCAGGACAAUGCCCUUCAGCGCGUGUCCCGCUGUUACCGCCAGAAUCGCUUCCCUGUGGUCUGCUGGCGCAGCGGGCGUUCCAAGGCUGUGCUGCUGCGCUCUGGAGGCCUGCAUGGCAAGGGCGUUGUUGGCCUCUUCAAGGCCCAGAAUGCGCCUUCUCCAGGCCAGUCCCAGGCGGACUCAAGCAGCCUGGAGCAGGAGAAGUACCUGCAGGCCGUCGUCAGCGCCAUGCCCCGCUAUGCCGAUGCGUCAGGACGCAACACUCUCAGCGGCUUCUCCUCGGCCCACAUGGGCAGUCACGUGCCCAGCCCCAGAGCCAGGGUCACCACGCUGUCCAACCCCAUGGCGGCCUCGGCCUCUAGACGGACCGCGCACGGAGGAAAAUGGGUCAGUGUCCGGGCCAGUGGGCGCAGCGGUGGGCUUGGUGCUGACGUGGGCUCCCGGCUAGCUGGCAGAGAGGUGCUGGGCCCUCCCCAGGCCAACGGGGCCCCCCCGGACCCCAGCUUUCUUCGCCCCCAGCGUGCAGCCCUCUAUAUCAUUGGAGACAAAGCCCAGCUCAAGGGUGUGCGGCCAGACCCCCUGCAGCAGUGGGAGCUGGUGCCCAUCGAGGUGUUUGAGGCACGGCAGGUGAAGGCUAGUUUCAAGAAACUGCUGAAGGCGUGUGUCCCGGGCUGCCCCACUGCCGAGCCGGGCCUGGCCUCCUUUCUGCGCUCGCUGGAGGACUCAGAGUGGCUGAUCCAGAUCCACAGGCUGCUGCAGGUGUCGGUGCUGGUGGUGGAGCUCCUGGACUCGGGCUCUUCCGUCCUGGUGAGCCUGGAGGACGGCUGGGACAUCACCACCCAGGUGGUGUCUCUGGUGCAGCUGCUCUCCGAUCCCUUCUACCGCACCCUGGAGGGCUUCCGCCUGCUGGUGGAGAAGGAGUGGCUGUCCUUCGGCCACCGCUUCGGCCACCGCGGGGCCCACACCUUGGCUGGGCAGAGCAGCGGCUUCACGCCGGUCUUCCUGCAGUUCCUGGACUGCGUGCACCAGGUCCACUUGCAGUUCCCCAUGGAGUUUGAGUUCAGCCAGUUCUACCUCAAGUUCCUGGGCUACCACCACGUGUCCCGCCGCUUCCGGACCUUCCUGCUGGACUCGGACUACGAGCGCAUCGAGCUGGGCCUGCUGUACGAGGAGAAGGGCGAGCGCCGGGGCCAGCUGCCCUGCCGGUCCGUGUGGGAGUAUGUGGACCGGCUGAGCAAGAGGACGCCCAUGUUCUACAACUACGUGUACGCGCCCGAGGACACGGAGGUCCUGCGGCCCUAUAGCAACGUGUCCAACCUGAAGGUGUGGGACUUCUACACGGAGGAGACGCUGGCCGAGGGCCCCCCCUACGACUGGGAGUUGGCCCAGGGGCCCCCCGAGCCUCCGGAGGAUGAGCGGCCGGACGGAGGGGCUCCCCAGAGCAGGCGCCGCGUGGUGUGGCCCUGCUACGACAGCUGCCCCCGGGCCCAGCCUGAUGCCAUCUCACGCCUGUUGGAGGAGCUUCAGCGGCUGGAGACAGAGCUGGGGCGCCCUUCUGAGCGCUGGAAGGACACCUGGGACCGGGUGAAGGCUGCACAGCGCCUGGAAAGCCGGCCAGACGGACGUGGCACCCCCAGCUCCUUACUGGUGUCCAGCGUGCCCCACCACCGCCGCUCGCUGGGCGUGUACCUGCAGGAAGGGCCUGUGGGCUCCACCCUGAGCCUCAGCCUGGACAGCGACCAGAGUAGCGGCUCAACUGCGUCCGGCCCCCGCCAGGCUGCCCGCCGCAGCACCAGCACCCUGUACAGCCAGUUCCAGACGGCUGAGAGUGAGAACAGGUCCUACGAAGGCACUCUGUACAAGAAGGGAGCCUUCAUGAAGCCUUGGAAGGCCCGCUGGUUUGUGCUGGACAAGACCAAGCACCAGCUGCGCUACUACGACCACCGCGUGGACACGGACUGCAAGGGUGUCAUUGACCUGGCGGAGGUGGAGGCCGUGGCCCCCGGCACACCCACCAUGGGCGCCCCCAAGACCGUGGACGAGAAGGCCUUCUUUGAUGUGAAGACGACGCGCCGCGUUUACAACUUCUGUGCCCAGGACGUGCCCUCGGCCCAGCAGUGGGUGGACCGAAUCCAGAGCUGCCUGUCGGACGCCUGAGCCCGGCCCUCCCGGCUGUGCCGCUUCCAGUCGUUCCGGACCACUAGGGGUGGGCAGGCCGCCCCGGCCAUGUUUACAGCCCCGGCCCUCGACAGUAUUGAGGCCCUGAGCCCCAAGCACUUGUGUGUACAGCCCCGCCCCCGCCCCCGGCCGGCCGGCCCUAACUUAUUUUGGCGUCCCGGCUGAGCACCGUGCCGGGUGGCGGCCAUGGUACAGCCCGAGAGGGCCUGUAAAUAGUCCCGCCUCGUCAGUGUGUUGGCCCCGGCCGGCCGGCCGCAGGCGAACUGUUUCUAGAACCAGAGUCUAUAUAAAGAGAACUAACGACG
This is a messenger RNA of Carlito syrichta (Philippine tarsier), 6005 nucleotides long. RefSeq names its product SET binding factor 1 (gene SBF1). The coding region runs from base 1 to 5679 and encodes 1892 amino acids. The transcript has 42 exons. Lineage: Eukaryota; Metazoa; Chordata; Mammalia; Primates; Tarsiidae. The record is from RefSeq and is a predicted model, not a curated record.